Lobosporangium transversale is the source of this 3745-nucleotide messenger RNA. RefSeq lists its product as hypothetical. Lineage: Eukaryota; Fungi; Mortierellomycota; Mortierellomycetes; Mortierellales; Mortierellaceae. The transcript has 12 exons. The record is from RefSeq and is a predicted model, not a curated record. Gene Ontology annotation, molecular function: calmodulin binding; protein kinase binding; gamma-tubulin binding. Gene Ontology annotation, biological process: establishment of mitotic spindle orientation; regulation of mitotic cell cycle spindle assembly checkpoint; negative regulation of centriole replication. The coding region runs from base 321 to 3608 and encodes 1095 amino acids. Gene Ontology annotation, cellular component: microtubule organizing center; pericentriolar material; perinuclear region of cytoplasm.
CCACACAUUCACAGGCACAUAAACAAAGAACAGGAUAAAUACAUAAUAAUAAUAAAAAAGAAAGAAAGAAAGAAAGAAAGAACAAGAAAGAAAGAACAAGAAAGGAAGAAAAGAAAAGAAAAAGAAAGAAACAUUGUUGUUCAACAUCAUUUUUCAUCUCUUGCAUCAGCGUAAUUUUUUUUAUUUUAUACACUUGGUCAAACUGUUGCUGUUCACUAUUCACUGUCCAUACUUCACUUUUAUCACUGCAUUAUCCACAACCCUUUUGUCAGUCAUCAAUCUACUGUCUCACAACCUAUUCAUUCUCUCCACUCUACCCUAUGGAAAACCCAAAGUGGGCAGCUUCCCCUGACCAAUCGCUACUGUUGAGAUAUGGCUCUCAUGGAUUAGACGAAGACGAGGAAGAAGGAGAAGAAUCCAAACUAGAUCUGACCUUCGAUGCCAUUGACGCAGAUAUCAAUCUUGAUGAAUCUGCAAGGAGCAAUUCGCGUCCAAAUGCUCUUGGUGGGCACAUGAGCUCCGCAGGCGUGACAGAUAUCACUGAUGGUGCCAAAGCACGGAAAACAAUUGACCGCUGGAGUAGCACGGCUGGAAAACCUGCGACAAUGACUCUAAAGGAGCAGGAAAAGAUCAUUGAUGAGCUUAACAAGCAGAACUUCAGUUUGAAACUCAAAGUGUAUUUUCUGGAAGAUCGACUUGCGAAGCUGUCACCAGAGCAUGCAGAUCAAGCUGCUCAUGAGAACAUUGAGCUAAAGGUCAAGCUUCAAACAUUACUCUCAGAACUAAAGCAAUACAAACGUCUAUUGAUGGAGGCUCAUGCCGCCAUUGAGGCUCUCCAGGCGCAAAAAAACUGUGAUCUUCAACACGGCAUGUCUGAGGAGGAAGAGGAGGCUUAUCGAAAUGCAAUUGCAGAUGCGUUGGAGCUGAGGACGGCUAUGAAGGAACUCGCGGAGCGGAUAGAAGCAUUGGAGCAGGAGAACCAUGCCAAGGAUUUAGAGCUUGCACAGCUGCGAUCUCGUUUGGAGGAGCUCGAAGAUCAAGCAGGGAAUGCCGAGCAGCUCAAGGAUUUGACCGCAAAGUACGAAGAUCAGAUCAGAGACUUGCAUGAACAACUCUUGAGAUAUCAACAGAACGAAUCCCGUCUACCGGAAAAGGCGCGUGUGGAUGACGGCUGGGAAAAUAGGUACAGGGAACUAGAGCAAGAACUAAAUGCUUCUCAUCAAGUUCGGUCAGAACUUGAACAGGAGCUCUCACUGAUGAGAUCUGAGAAGGCUGCAUAUGAACAGGAUAUGAAUCUUCAGAUUGAACAACACAGGGAUGAGCUUUCAAAGGCCAGGCUUGAUAUUGCAGAACUUUCGCAUCAGUUGGAAGAUGAAAGAGAACAAUUGCGCCAGGUUCAGGAUAUGCAUACUAACGACAUGAAUGCGCUAUCAGAUCGUUGGACGCUAGAUCGCCAACAGAUGCGAGGUCAGAUUAAUGAUUUGAACAUCGACCUCGAAGAACUUCGUAAGAUGAAUGAUCAACUCGAAGCCCAGUUACAAGAUCUAAUGGCAUGGCGUAAUGAAGAUGCUGCUCGACACGAUCAAGAGCUUGCGGAUCUUGUCGGAGAGCUAGAAGACAAGACAGCGGAAUUAAUACAACUACAAGAAGAUCUCCAGAGCGCUAACGGUGCGCUGCAGUUGCGGGAAGGCAAAAUAAUGGAGCUGGAGGACCGUUUAGAGCAAAUGGAAAUGGCCCGGCGUGAGGCUGACGCUAUCCAUGAUGAAGUGAUUACAAGGAUGAAGUCGAAAAUGCAACCGGGCUCUUCUGCCAACUUGGCUGCCGAAUCAGUAUCACUUCAUGACUUUCAGAUGAUGCGUGAAGAGUUGGCAUUAAUUGAAGAGCAGAACCGGAAACUUGAGACGCAACUUCGUAUUGAGAUUGACCAAAGGAUGGCAUCAGAGAAGCUACAGCGCGGUCGCCAUCCCAAUAAUUAUCAGCAAUGGGACGAGGAACGUCAGCAAUUAGAGAGAGGAUACAACGAGCGGAUUGAUGAGUUGCAGGAUAAACUCGCCAUGGCUUCAGAAGAAAUUUCACAACUUGCGAACGAUUUGAAAGAUCGCGACAACGACGUGCGGUAUUAUGAGGAACAUCUCAAGCGUGCCUUAAGACAAUCGCGAGAGGUAGAAGAACGUCACGAAGAAAUGGAAUACAAGUUGAAUUCGGACUUGGAGGCUACUACAGCUGCUCUUUUGGAUAUCAGGCAGGAAGUCGAGCAGAUCAAGGCAAACCGGGUAGAAAAGAAUGAUCUUCUUCAUUCUCGCUCUAACGAAGUGGAUCGUUUGAACGUUAAAACAAGAAAAUUGAAUGUUUCCGUCGCUGCCCUUGAGGAGGAAAAGGAGCGGCUAGAAACAGCCCUUCGCGACAGUGCAGCUACUAUUGCGAUGAUGAAGUCACGCCUUAAGGAGCUGGAGCUUCAAGUCACUCAGAAACAACGAGACGAUGACGUUUUGGAAGAGUCCACUAAGAAUGAUCUCACUGAGCGAAACUCACUCCUCCUCACUGUUCUACAGCACCUCGAGAGUAUUCUCGGCGGUGAUAGUCAACUGGACAGCGACAUGCUCCCGAAACCUUCCGCUAAUUUUGUUUAUUUCACAAACCAUCUAAUCUCACGUCUCAAAUCCCUCAGCAAGCUGUUCAUCUUAUUUGAAAAGAAGGGCAAGGAGCUAGAGGACAAAUCAAUCGGGCAGAUGAAUCAGUUGAAAAAGCAACUAGAUCUCAAACUGAAGCAACUAGACCGCUUUGAGACUAUCGUGCGCACAGCAGCAGAUCGCCAACGGAAAUGGCGCGAGCAAUUAAUCAAGAAACAAACAGAGAAUGAGGAGCUUCAGUCUAAAUUGCAACAGCUGACAAAGACAAUUCUAGAGCUCAAGGCUUAUGCGGGUUCUGUGUCUGAUAGUCGAGCACAAGACUAUGAGGCUCGUUGCAAACAUGCAGAGCGCAAACUUCAGCUCGAAAAGACGCGCUCGAUGGAUGCGGAAGAACGAUGGAACGCACGACUACGUGAGCUCGAAAAGAGAACUAAAGAAGCAGAGGAACGAGUGAAGCGCGAGCGCCAGGGAGCUAAAGAGAGGGUUGCUGGGCUUUCGCGUGAAAAUGAGAAUGCUCAAAAGACUAUAGAUAAUCUACAGCGCAAAAAUGCGCAAUUACAGCAAUUGGUCGAUAUUCAUCAGAAAGGCAAGGAAGAAUCCAAUGGAGCCACAGGCUCAUCACUAUAUGCUUCGGAGCAACUAAACCGUCAAAACUCUGCUUCUUCAUUGGUACGAUCCGCAACUGAAGUGGGUCUAUUCAAAAUGAAUGAUCAACUUCGAAAUGAAUUGGAACAACGGUCUAAAGCAACAGAGAAGGAGCGAGAAAAGACGCGUUCAGCGUUACGAGAACUUGAUGCAGCGAAUGCUCAAUGCUACCAACUGCAACAACAAUUGAGUCAACGUGAGAAUGUCAUCAAAAACACGUUAUCACGUAUUGAACUAUUGAGCCAAAGGAGAGAAAUAGCUGAGAGUGUAGCUCUACGUCAGGCAACUGAAGAACUAUAUCAUUUGCUUGAUGUCGACGAUGCCUGGGAUUAGGCUCCGAUUAGCAAACAUCAGCCAUUGUUACGAUUCAUUUUUCACUUUAAAGCCUUCUGUAAAUGUAUACAAUGAUUAUUUAUCGACACCUAAUGCUUCUCCUUGUUUUUUUUCUCAUGGAAUGAAUAAAGUAAAAU